AUGAUAAGAGUGAUCUUAUUACUCUUGAUUAUAUCAGCUACCUUUGUGGAUGCUCGUGCGCGUCGUAAACGGCGUCAAUUAUCAUCAGCGAGUUAUUAUAUAUCAGAUGUAAGUCCAUAUUCCGGCUCUUAUUCUCCAUCAUCACCUUUAACAUAUCCAUCGGGUUCAUAUUAUAAUGCUCCUAAUUAUGGUAAUUUAAAUACAGGCUAUAAUGGAAAUCAACCUCCUUAUAUGAAUUAUUACGGUAGCGAUUUAAGUCAAUAUGGUCCGGGAUAUUCAUCAGAUUUUAAUAAUCAAUAUCCGUUUGGAACAAGUCAGACUUAUGAAUUUCCAAAUUUAGGUAGUACAUAUGGAAGUGGACUAUAUGGAGCUUAUGGAACACUUUCAUAUGGUUAUGCACCUACAGGAUUUAAUAAUCGAUAUCCUAAUUGGGAACAAGGAAAUAUUAAUCAAUAUUUUACAGGUGGAACAGGUAGUGGUUUAAUUCCUCCGAAUUAUCAAUGGUAUCGAUCAUUUCGAAAUGUUCCAUUCCAAGGACGAUCAGGUGGUAGUCUUGAUCGCAAUUCUAAUGGACCAAAUUUACCUGUAUCUUCCGACAAGUCGACCGCUGAUAUUAAUGGUAGUGCUAAUCGACGUCGUCGUCGCCUCCGUCGUCAAACAUCAGGAUCAUUGUAUGGUACGAAUGCAGGCUUAGGUGCAAGUGCACCUGCAGGCUUUAAUUAUCCUGCUAAUACUAAUAUAGGGGGUAUACGUAUGAAUAAUCCAGAUGCAAGAGAUAUUUAUGGCAAUCCUAUGGGAUCAUCAUCAAUUACAGACAAUACUUUACAAAAUGUUAAUUUAUACGGUCUACAACGUCCGCAACAACAACCGCCAUUUUAUGGAACAAACGAUCAAUCAUCAUUAAAUUCUUUAUAUAAUGGAAAUAAUUAUUAUUCUGGUAGCGGUACAAAUCCACUUUUACGUGAUCAAUAUGGAAAUCCUAUCUCACCAGUUAAAGGAUCUGUUGGUACUUCAUAUUAUUCAUCGUCCAAUUCUCAAAUGCCUUACCCGGCUAAUCCAAAUCAAGUUUUAACUAAUAAAGAUUUUUAUGGUACAUCAUCAAAUACAAAUAAUAAUCAAUAUUCUUAUAAUAAUGAUCUAUUACCAAACCGUAAUAAUUAUGGUGGACCUAUGGAUCCUAAUGCGAAUAAAAAUUUUUUGCCAAAUGCAAACAACAAUCAAUAUUCUUAUAAUAACGAUCUAGGACCAAACAGUAAUACCUAUGGUGGACCUAUGGAUCCAAAUGCGAAUAAAAAUUUUUUGCCAAAUACAAACAACAAUCAAUAUUCUUAUAAUAACGAUCUAGGACCAAACAGUAAUACCUAUGGUGGACCUAUGGAUCCAAAUGCGAAUAAAAAUUUUUUGCCAAAUACAAACAACAAUAAUCAAUAUUCUUAUAACAAAGAUCUAAUGCCAAAUCGUAAUACUUAUGGCGGACCCAUGGAUCCUAAUGCGAAUAAAAAUUCAUGGACAAAUACAAAUACUCAUAAUCGAUUUAAUCAAAAUCCUGGUAAUUCUUUGUAUCCAAAUAGAGAUGACAAUUUUCGUAAUUCUAAUAAAUACGGACAACAAAAUCCAUUUUAUUAUAAUAACAGUUAUCGAUUAACAGUAUCAUAUUUCGUUAUAUUUCUCUCGUUUUUUGGUACCAUCGUCUGA
Messenger RNA from Rotaria sp. Silwood1, 1695 nucleotides. Lineage: Eukaryota; Metazoa; Rotifera; Eurotatoria; Philodinida; Philodinidae. The record is from the annotation of a GenBank genome assembly.